AUUUUACCUGGAAACACAUAUAGAAAAUAUGAUAUGUCACCAUAGAGCUGACAAAUGUGAAUUAUAUCUGUAAUGCUGUUUGAUCCAGAGGGAAAAAAACAAUUCUAGUAUAUAAUUAUCAAGCAUCAAUAAUUCAAGGAGCAAACAGUUCAUUAGUUAAUGUCGAAUAUCUGAAUCAAAUUGUUUGUUUUUUUGUUAUCUAGUUAUCUAAAUGAAUGCAUACGUUCAAAUUUUGGUUUGUCACACGCAGACAUGGAUAGAUUUCGUAUAAAUGUUUCUGGAACCAAAUUUGAAACCAGCAAGACAGCGCUGUUGACAUGGCCUGAUACGCGUUUGGGGAAAAUUGCUUUAUCAUCUACUUCUUCCGAAAAGAAAGAGCUAUAUUUUGAUCGACCUGCAACAGCAUUUGAAUCUAUUCUGACGUUUUACCAGACGCGGAAACUGCAUAUGCCACCAAACGUAUGUCCUAACUCGUUCAAGGAAGAAUUAGACUAUUGGCAGAUUGACUAUGAAUACUUAGACAAAUGCUGUUUAUAUUCGUUUAUUCAAUUUAUGGAUAUGCACACAGCUAGAGUAGAAUUCCAGUAUGAACAGAAUGAAACUUUAUCGAAAACUGUGGUAUCGAAAUGUUCAGCAGUGAGGAAUCGUAUUUGGAAAAUCAUAGACUACCAUGAGGCAACAUUAAUAGCAAAGUUGUACCUUACUGUUGGGAUUACUAUCGUGUUACUAUCAGUGGGAGUAUUGGCCUUGAGUACGUUGUCAGCCUUCAGAAGUCCCGUUCCACUUUGUGAGGCUUUUAAAUACAUGUCAUUUAGUGAGGCAGAAUGCAACAUUGCCACAGCAUACGCAGACCAAGACUGCAACAACCUUAAAGCGAAAUAUAAGGAAGACGAAUCCUACAUGUAUUAUAUGGACCCGUCUUUCUAUGACGAAGACCAAACAGAUAAUAAUGAAUCCCUUAAACAAAAGUUCGAACAAUUUCUGGCAAGAAAUCAUACAGGAGUUACUCAAAAAUUGAAAACAUUUGUCAAAAUUGACCACUUUUUUACAGCAUUCUUUACAGCUGAAUUUUUUAUAAGGCUGUCUGUGUGUCCUAAUGUGAAAGCUUUUUUCACAAGCAUCCUCAAUUUGAUUGAACUGUUCAUUUUAGUCGGAACAUACGUCGUAAUAGCGAUUUCAAAUUCGAAAUUAAGACCUACAUGUACUGAUUUAAUGAGUGUCAUUGAAGAUUUCAUGGAUUUUAUCAAAAUGAUUCGAGUUAUUCGGCUAUUGCGAUAUUGUCAAAAUUUGGCAGCAGUUCGCGUGCUUACCUUUUCGGUAAAGAAAAAUGUCAAAGAUCUUAUUUUACUUUUCUUUCAUAUAUCUCUCAUUGUGUUGAUCUUUGGAAACAUAGUGUACCUGUCUGAGGAUAGACACAACAUCGACAGUAUUCCACAAGGGUGGUGGCUUGGGGUCAUAACUAUAACAACGGUCGGCUUUGGUGAUGUGGUACCAACAUCUGUGGCUGGAAAGAUCAUAUGCUCCGCUUGCGCUUUAUGUGGUAUUUUGACUCUUGCACUGAUAACUUCUAUAUUUGUUGAAACUUUCAUGUCUUUAUAUGGUGUAGCACAGAUUGACACAGUAUCAAAAGAAGAUCGUAUCAGAAAGUGGGAUCAUUAUUCGAAGAAAAAUAGAGAAAAUGGAUAUCCUGAUUUCAUUGAAAUAAAGAAAACUAAGAUUUGAACUGAAGUAAGCUUUUAUUUCAACUUUCAAAACUUCAUUCUCUGUACAACUUAUGUUCGGAAACCAUUGUUACAAACCCCGAUUCAAACCAGUACAUACUUACAGCUAUCAUCUCGGAUAUUGCUAGUCACAGACUUUUUAAACCAGUUCGCAUUGGAAAAGAUGAAAAGGAGAAAAGGUCCUUUCUAAAACUUUCCUUUGCCAUCAAAGGGUCGAUGCCAUCAACUUGGGCAAUAUCCUUCAUCAUAAAUCAGUUCGAUCGAAAAUACCUCCUUAUUUUAAAGAUCAGUCUUUACCUAUCAUUUCUUAUACCUAUACCCUACCAAUUGCAACAAAAAUGUUCAAGUACAAACACGUGUUGCAGGAUCUCAAUAUUGACGACUUUAUGCACCAGUCCUGAGUCAGGAGCCUGUUGUUCAGUGGUUGUCGUGUGUUGGUGUGGUUUAUAAGUGUUUCUCGUUUCUUGUUUUUUAUAUAGAUUAGGCCGUUGGUUUUCCUGUUUGAAUUGUUUCACACUAGUCUUUUUUGGGGCCAUUUAUAGCUUGGUGUUCGGUGUGAGCCAAGGCUCCGUGUUGAAGGCCGUACUUUGACCUAUAAUUGUUUACUUUUUACACAUUGUGACUUGGAUGGAGAGUUGUCUCAUUGGCACUCAUACCACAUCUUCUUAUUUAUAUAAACCUCCUGAUUGCACCUGUGCUAGUUCCCCAUUCAUAUAUAAUCCGGCUGCCACGUUAUUACUGGUGACCUAAACAUUGUCGAUAACACUUCUCUGCGAAAUGUGUUAUCCAAAGGCCAGAAAUAUCGUGAGCCUAAAUCCAUCAAUUGAAAAUACAACUUCAAAAUACUGAUGGAUUCAGUCGAGGAUUAUGCCAGGCAAUGGGUUAAACGCGAAAAAGAAGACGUAGAUACUCUUUCAGAAUGGAUUAAGGUUGUGUGGUCGUUGAUACAAAUCAGAAUUAAAAAACUGAAUGGGUCUAUGAACACCAAUGCUACAUCAAUCUUUAAAGACCCAAAUGUUGCAAAACACCUAUCCUACUUCAACGACAAAUAUGUUGUUGUCCCCGCAAAUAAAGCCCCAAACAACAUAGUUUUUGUGUGUAAAUCACAUUAUAUAAACUGCUUGAUAAAUGAUUUAGGUAUUGACAAUUCACUUGGAAACUCAACAUAUACCCUCACGAAAAUUACCAAGGAGGAAAUCCUGGAUAAUCAUAGGUCUGUUCUAUGUUCCUUUGGAAUUUCAACAAAAGAUGAAGAACUGGAUCUUCCUUCACUGUGUUGGAUACCUAAACUACAUAAGUGUCCUUAGAAACAACGUUAUAUUGAUGGGUCUUCCAAGUGCUCAACGAAACCUCUUUCUAAAUUAUUAACAUCAAUUUUAUCAGCAACCAAAGCCGGGCUUCAAAGUUAUUGUGAAACUACCUAUUCUAGAAGUGGCGUGAAUCAGAUGUGGAUACUAAAACAUUCCAAAAUACAUACAAUCUAAGACUCUUUCAUCUUGCAAUAGUAUUAAAACAUUUGACUUUACUACACUUUACACAAGUGUUCCCCAUUCCAAACUAAAAGACAAAUUGAAAGAGUUGGUCAUGCUUUGUUUCAUAAAAAAAGAAUGGCUUACGUAGAUACAAGUUUCUUGACUUAAGGGGUUGGGGAUAAAUCGUACUCUGUAAAAAAUCACUCUGAUUCAUACAAAAAAUUCUCUGAAACUGACAUUAUCAAGAUGCUUGAUUUCUUGAUUGACAACAUAUUUGUUACGUUUGGAGAACGUGUUUUUCAACAAAAAAUCGGCAUUCACAUGGGAACCAAAUGUGCUCCUCUUCUUGCCGACUUGUUCCUUUAUUCAUAUGAGGCUGACCUCAUACAGGAACUUCUUAGAAAGAAGGAAAAGAAGUUAGCAGUAUCCUUUAACUUCACUUCGCUAUAUAGAUGAUGUUCUCUCACUAAAUAAUUCAAAAUUUGGUGACUAUGUUGAACGCAUCUAUCCCAUGGAACUUGAGAUAAAGGAUACAACAGAUACAGUUAAGUUUGCCUCAUAUCUUGACUUAUAUUUAGAAAUUUACAAUGAGGGUCGGUUGAAGACAAAACUUAACGACAAAAGAGAUGGUUUCAGGUUCCCAAUUGUGAACUUUCCAUUUCUAUGUAGCAACAUUCUAGCAGCGCCUGCAUACGGAGUAUACAUCUCCCACUUGAUACGAUAUUCCAGGGCUUGCGUUUCCUAUCAUGAUUUCCUUGAUAGAGGGUUGCUGUCCACAAGGAAGCUAUUAAACCAAGAGUUCCAAGUGGUGAAGUUGAAAUCAUCCCUUCGUAAAUUUUACGGACGCAAUCACGAGUUGAUCGUUAUGGAAUAUCUGUUUCACAGAUGACGACGGAUAUGUUCCAAUUGUCGUAACUACAAUCUCUUCCUAUUUCACCCGAAUGUGACUUACCAAAUUAGAUAUCACUGGGUUUGUACUUACAUGAGCUACACGACGGCUGCCACAUGUGGAGCAGGAUCUGCUUACCCUUCCGGAGCACCAAUAGAUCACCCCCAGAAUUUGGUGGGGUUCGUGUUGCUCAAUCUUUGGUUUUCUUUGUUUUUUUUGUGUACUGUUGUUUGUCUGUUUGCCUUUUUCUUUUUUAUCCAUGGCAUUGUCAGUUUAUUUUCGGCUUAUGAGUUUGAAUGUCACUUUGGUAUCCUUUGCCUCUCUUUAACGAAAAGCAUUGAAUAGUCAAAAACACGUAUAAAAAUAUCAACAUGAAUUCAUACCAGCUUUCUGGCUUUAGCAAUGUGAGUACAUCAAACUGUAUUUUGGUUUUUGCCUACAAGAGGGCUAGUCUGGAUGGUGGAUCCUUUAUUUCUGUAUUAUUUUUAUGCCAUUUUCUCUCUCCUUUAUUUUUGUAGCGCAUUAUUCUCUAUUUUUUAUUUAUUUGGUAUGUUUUUCUCUUUUCUUUAUUUUUUCGGCCCUUUUCCUGUAAUUUUUGCCUAUUGUUCUCUAAUCUGUGAUCCCCAUCCAGGCAUCCAUAUAUUGUUUAUAACAAUGUUUCAUCUUUGCACUAUUAAAAUGUUUCAAACUUUUCUCACAAGUUGUCAGUAUAGAUUUGGUUAAUGUGCUACAUAUGACAUAUGACAUUAUUCAUUUUCUAUUUUUAUCAAUACAUUGACAUUUAUUUGAAUACAAAUAGCUUUUCUCAUUAAAAGCUCUCUAAAAGUACUUUACUUUAUUUCUGAUUAUUGAAUCAUUAUUGAAUCAUAUUCUCAAUAAUGCACUUUUCAUAAGGAAUUGCCCUGUGUCAUUUUUUAUUAUGUUAUAGUUUGUAUAUUGUAUUGAGGUAAAUAAAUAACAUAAAAUUGAA
Messenger RNA from Mytilus californianus (California mussel), 5052 nucleotides. RefSeq names its product potassium voltage-gated channel subfamily B member 1-like. Lineage: Eukaryota; Metazoa; Mollusca; Bivalvia; Mytilida; Mytilidae. The record is from RefSeq and is a predicted model, not a curated record. Gene Ontology annotation, cellular component: membrane; voltage-gated potassium channel complex. The coding region runs from base 253 to 1722 and encodes 489 amino acids. Gene Ontology annotation, biological process: potassium ion transmembrane transport; protein homooligomerization. The transcript has 2 exons. Gene Ontology annotation, molecular function: protein binding; voltage-gated potassium channel activity.